Messenger RNA from Cyprinus carpio (common carp), 3014 nucleotides. Its product is annotated as tripartite motif containing 23. The transcript has 11 exons. Gene Ontology annotation, molecular function: GTP binding; zinc ion binding; GTPase activity. The record is from RefSeq and is a predicted model, not a curated record. Gene Ontology annotation, cellular component: cytoplasm; lysosomal membrane; plasma membrane. Lineage: Eukaryota; Metazoa; Chordata; Actinopteri; Cypriniformes; Cyprinidae. Gene Ontology annotation, biological process: intracellular protein transport; vesicle-mediated transport. The coding region runs from base 199 to 1950 and encodes 583 amino acids.
CACAUAGGGGUGAGGAUGUGAGCGAUUGGAAUAACUUCAUUCAGACAUACAAUAAAUAUCCGUGAUUCCACUUUAUAAUAGGAACAUUUUAACAAAGGAACUUGUCCUUCUGUUAUCUUUCUUUUACUAUAUGAGAGCUUGGGCGUGUCUAACAGAAGCGUGUCAAGUUCACAUCGACGUGUCAUCAGAUGGUUCAGUAUGAGUCCGAGGAUGGCCGCUGCUGUCGGGGUAAAUAAACAGACGAGCGCAGCGGCGAUGGAUGCGUGUGUGAGACACGGCCGCGGCACAACUACUACUGCGGUGAAGGUGUUGGAGUGCGGUGUUUGCGAGGAUGUGUUUUCACUGCAAGGCGACAAGGUGCCGCGGCUGCUGCUGUGUGGACACACGGUGUGUCACGACUGCUUGACCCGUCUGCCUCUUCACGGCAGGGCAGUUCGCUGCCCCUUUGACAGACAGGCCACGGAGCUGGGAGACUCGGGUGUGUGGGGCUUGAAGAAGAACUUUGCUUUGCUAGAAUUGCUUGAACGGCUGCAGAAUGGGGCCAGCAAUCAGUCAGGCAUGUCUGAGGAUGUGCUUCGUGAGAUGGGAGAGUGCAUUAUCCGCUGUGAUGAGGAUGAGACUCAUACUGCUUCUAUGUACUGCACGGUUUGUGCCACACACCUGUGUGCCGAGUGCUCCCAGCUCACCCACUCCACCCGAACGCUGGCCAAACACCGGCGUGUGCCACUGGCAGACAAGCCCCAUGAGAAGAUGCUCUGUCCACAGCACCAGGUGCAUGCCAUUGAGUUUGUCUGCCUGGAAGACGGCUGCCAGCCGGGGCCGCUCAUGUGCUGUGUGUGCAAGGAGUACGGGAAGCACCAAGGGCAUAAGCAUGCUGUACUGGAGGCUGAAGCCAACCAGAUCCGAGCAUCCAUCCUGGACAUGGCACACUGCAUCCGUUCAUUCACAGAGGAAGUGUCCGAGUACUCCAGGAAACUAGUGGGCAUCGUGCAGCAGAUUGAAGGAGGAGAGCAGAUUGUGGAGGACAGCAUGGGCAUGGCUCACACUGAACAUGUUCCAGGAACAGCAGAAAGCGCCCGGUCGUGCGUACGUGCCUAUUUUGCAGAUCUACACGAGACGCUGUGUCGUCAGGAGGAGAUGGCUCUGAGCGUGGUGGACGCACACGUCCGAGAGAGGCUGAUCUGGCUUCGACAGCAGCAGGAGGACAUGACCAUACUGCUGUCCCAGGUGUCCACUGCCUGUCUGCACUGCGAGAAAACACUGCAGCAGGAUGAUUGCAGGGUUAUUUUGGCAAAACAGGAGAUCAACCGACUACUAGAGACACUACAGAAACAGCAGCAGCAGUUUACAGAGCUAGCCGACCACAUUCAGCUGGAUGCAGGCAUCCCUGUUACUUUCACUAAGGACAACCGUGUGCACAUUGGUCCAAAAAUGGAGAUCCGAGUUGUGACUUUGGGCUUAGAUGGAGCUGGCAAAACUACCAUUCUCUUCAAACUGAAGCAAGAUGAGUUCAUGCAGCCCAUACCGACUAUAGGUUUUAAUGUAGAAACCGUUGAAUACAAAAACCUGAAAUUCACCAUUUGGGAUGUGGGUGGCAAGCAUAAACUCCGUCCUCUGUGGAAACACUACUAUCUGAACACACAAGCGGUGGUGUUUGUGAUUGACAGCUGUCACAGGGACCGGCUGAUGGAGUCUCACAGUGAACUGGCCAAACUGCUGACAGAGAAAGAGCUCAGAGAUGCUCUGCUGCUCAUCUUCGCCAACAAACAGGAUGUUCCCGGUGCGGUGUCUGUGGAGGAGAUGACGGAGCUCCUGAGCUUACACAAACUGUGCUGCGGCCGCAGCUGGCACAUCCAGGGCUGUGACGCCCGCAGCGGCAUGGGUCUACACGAGGGGUUAGACUGGCUCUCACGCCAGCUGGUGGCUGCAGGAGUUCUGGAUGUGGCCUGAGGGAUGCUUAACCACACUUAAAUAGACUUAAACUCAAGCUGGUCCAUGCCAUUUGCACAGUCACCCUGCUCAUGAUUACCCAACCUACCACGUCAUACCGUCAUUCAUUAGUAGACUCGCUGCUGUGUGUGUUCGUGGUUCAAUGGUGUGCAUAAGUGGAGCUUAUAUAGGAGUGAUUUAAGUGAGGACUCCAGGUUAAAUACAAGGCAACAUGCAGUGGCAGAUGUUGUUGCUUUGGUUGCCCCAUAGACCUCCACUGUACAUGCUUUACUGUAAAAAAGAUUUUGGUUGUUUUUUACAAAGUCCCUGCUUGGGUCCCUGUCACAGAGAGUGGUAAUCAAAACAUUCACAGAUGAAGUUCAUAAAUGUAUAUUUAACCUGGACUAUUGCUUUAAAAACAAGUUGACGAACAUUACUAACUAAACUUACUGUCCCUUCUGACAAAAGAAGUUAAAUUUGCUGAAAAUUUACUCACCCUCAGGCCAUGCAAGAUGUAGAUGAGUUUGUUUUUUCAUGGAAACAGAUUUAGAGAAAUGUAUCAUUACACACUUUCUCACCAAUGGAUCCUCUGCAGUGAAUGGAUGCCGUCAGAACGAGAGUCCAAACAGUUGAUAAAAAUAUGACAAGUAACCCACACCACUCCAGUCCAUCAGUUAAUGACUGGUGAAACAAAAAGCUUUGUGUUUCUAACAACAUUAAGACAUUUUUAACCAUUGCUUCUAGCCAAAAUACGUCCAUAAUCCAGAAAAAAAAAAUGCUUCCUCUUCCUGUGUCGUCCUCUCUUAUUGAAGUCCACCCACGUAUUUGUUUAGAACUGUGUCGGACUGUUUUUGCUUGUAAAAGGUCUUGAUCUGGGGUAAUUCUCUGCAGAUUCAGACAAGACUUAUUUUUUUUACUAUAAAAAGCAAUAUUAUGGAUUCAUAUUUUAACCGGAAUCAACGGUUUAAAGCUAAAAAUGUCUUCUUGAACUCAUAUCUUACAAACACACCACUUCACAAGAUGUUAACUGAUGGACUGGAGUGGUGUGGAUUACUUGAGGAUUAUUGUGAUGUUUUUAUCAGCUG